Molecule: messenger RNA, 4243 nt
Organism: Prunus avium (sweet cherry)
Lineage: Eukaryota; Viridiplantae; Streptophyta; Magnoliopsida; Rosales; Rosaceae
Product: putative E3 ubiquitin-protein ligase LIN
Biological process (GO): protein ubiquitination
Molecular function (GO): ubiquitin-protein transferase activity
Source: RefSeq, a predicted model, not a curated record
CUGUCUCUCUCUCACUCUCAUUUGUCAGCUUUCAUUUGUCACCUUCUCUCUCAGUGAUUGCCUCGUUGCCUAUUGUUACAAUUCUCCAUCAAUUUCUCAUUUGUUUUUGUUUUAUCUUAUGGCUUGCAGUCCUUAAUUUAUAAACAAACCCAGCUCAUGUUUUUCCUUUAACCAGCAUCUCUUUCAUUGCCUACUUGUUCCUUGCUAAGAUUCCCUCCACCACAUUCUUCCUUGAAGAUCAAAACCAAAUCUUUUCUUCUUCUUGGAUUGUUGCUGUGCCAACUGCCAACUGCGGAGCCAGUAGUUUGAGUUGCAGGCAUUCAACUACUAAUAUGCCUUUGGCAUCUUGGCAACUGGGUUUUGUCUGAAGUUUCCUCAAGUGCUUUGAAUUUCGCUGAGGAGAGCUUGAAGAUUCAGUGUGAAGAAAGGUUUUAGUAUCAGCAGCACAAAUGGCAUCGUCUUUGGAGGAUCUUCUAGCAGAAGAUGGGUUUAAAGGAAGAAAAUCAUUGACCAGGUCGAGGACUUCCUACCAUUCUGGUUCAACUAUACGUCAUUUUCCAAAUUCAGAAGAACACAGGAAACGUUCCAUGUCAGGAGAUAGAAUAAGGCCAGAGAAAACAAGGUCUGAUGUGUCUCGGUACGGUGUGAGAAAUAAUCUGCCAACAGGUAAUGAUAUUAGAGGAAGGAGACCAAGAGAAGAUCUUCUUGUAAGAGACAAAAUAGAAGGAGGAUCAAAGAAAGAAAUUAGGGAUGGACUUGGAGGAAAAGGUCCUACCAGCCACGGUGUGUGGGAAGCUAGAAGUUUAAAUAGCAUUUUUCCCCAGAAUCAGGCAGCAAAUGAGAUAGUUGAGGUUGAUGAUGAAGACUUUGAGAGAUACAAGGACAUAUAUUCAAAUGAACUGUAUAGCUCGGAAAGAAGGAAGGAUAAGUAUUCUAAUGGAAGUACGGAAAACGAAGUAUUUGAAGAGAGGUCAAAGAAGGAGACAGAGGUGGACAGGAAACAUAGCCACAGUUCAAGUUCAAACAAACAUGUGGCUGGACGUACAAGUUUUAGUGAGAAUAAUAGGCAAAGCAGGAAACAGCCUGAGACCUCUCAUGACAGAUCAAGGAGAGAUUCAUCAUAUAGCAAAAAUUCUGAAGAUGCUCGUGGUAAAAAGCAUGACAAAGUCUUACGGGCAGUUUCUGAACCUGCUCUCGAUGAAAUUGCUAUCCAAGCCAUGGUCUCCAUCCUAAGUGGAUAUAUUAAACGUUUUCUCAAAGAUGACAACUUCCGGAGUGCACUAAGAGACAACUGUAUCUCCUCCCUAAACUUUAUUCAUCAGGAAGAAGGGCAUUCUGAGAGCAGAAUCAUAGCCAGCCUUGAGCAGGCAAUUGAAACAGUGGAAAAGGCUGCAGAGGAAUCUGCAAGUGAAAAGGAUUUAAAAAGAGCUUCUUUGCAGCUUAGUGUUAUUACAGGUUUGAACUCAGCUGAUUUGAAGGAUGGAUUUACAUCUGGGGUUCCUAACUAUAAAUUGUCAGCUUGUGCUCAUCUCUACCUCAGUGUGGUGUAUAAGCUAAAGAAGAAAGACAGGGUAUCAGCUAAGCAUCUUUUGCAAGUGUUUUGUGAUACGCCCUUUCACGCAAGAACGACAUUGUUGCCUGAAUUAUGGGACCACCUGUUUCUUCCGCAUCUUUCACAUUUAAAGGUUUGGUAUGAUCAAGAAGCUGAUUCUCUAGCAGAUAGACAAAACAAGCCAAGGAAACUGAAGCUUUUAGGAAAGGCGUACAAUGAAAUUUUAGAUUCUGGUACUUACCAAUUUGCAGUUUACUACAAGGACUGGCUUACAGAAGGAGCUGAAUCUCCUUCCAUCCCUUCCAUUCCUAUCCCAUCUGUAUCUCUUCAGGAAGUCCAGCAGGGAGGUUCUCAUAGUCAUUCUUCAGAGGCCCCUAGUCCAGGUGGUCCCCAGUCAAUGGUCAGCAAAAGACUGUACGAUUCUGUGUUUGGUCGUUCAAGUAAACCUGAAUCUGAUGAGGCUGAAGAUGAUGGAGAUAUAGAAAACUUUGAUAGUUGUAUGAGAAGUUCUGAUGGUUCAGCUGAUGCUAAACAAACAAGUCAGCACUCUUCUGAAACAGUUCAAUAUAGGUACCAAGAUGUUGAAGAAGAAUCCACUAAGAGUGCACCAGAAGAUGGAUUUCUUUCUGAAAAUGGACUCUUAAUGACAGAAGAGCAAAAGUGGGGUUAUCUUGGAGUGAGUGAUCUACCAGAAAGUGACCUAAAUCAUCACUUUGAUAACAUAUGUGGAGAAAAUACAGAAAGCACCCAGAUGCUGCAUGCAUCAGCAUGUGCAAAAGAGAAUAAGCUUACCCUCAAAACCCGUGAAAAAUCCGUUUAUGAACAGCAACGCGCGGAGGGUUCUACUGUUUCAAAUUGCAGUGAAGCAUCAAUUACCAGCUCUAUUGUAAAUCCAAUCAAAGAAAGGUCUUCUUUUGAAGAGUUACAUGGAAAUUACUUUGACGAAGGAAUCAUUUUCUGGUGCAUUCCCCAGGACUUCAUUUGCCCUCUAACUGGAAGGUUGUUUGAAGAUCCAGUGACUCUAGAGACUGGUCAAACCUUUGAGCGGUUAGCCAUCAAGGCAUGGUUUGAUAAAGGAAACAGAACAUGUCCUGUGACAGGAAAAUCAUUGGAAUAUCUAGCAGUGCCUCUUCACAACUUCAUCUUAAAGCGUGUGAUUCAUAGUUGGAAAUCUGAACAUUGUAGGAAACUCUUGGCUUUUGCCUCUCAAGUAGUGGGGACCUCAGGGAGAGAUGGAUCCAAACACUAUGAUGAGAUAGCUAUCUUCGUGCUAGAGCAGCUUCUCACUUGUUUCAGCAAAGAGGAAAGGACAGAAAAUGCCAAGCACCUUACGUCUCUUGGAGGCUUGCAGUUUCUUCUUCAAUGGUUUGAAUUAGGAAAGGUGGAAGAGAAAUCUCGUGCUGCAGUGCUGUUGUCCUGUUGUAUAGAAGCAGAUGCAGAUUGUAGGAAUAUAAUAGCAAGAGACAUUAACAAACAGUAUGUUAUGGAACUACUUCAGAGCAAGCAGAUUAAGAUAAGAACAAAUGCAGUGUUGUUGUUGACAGAACUGAUUUGCCUGAAGAGGAAGAAUGAUGUCACAACAUUUCUCAGUGGCUUGCAGAAUGAAGGGAUUGUGAAUACAAUGGACGUUUUGCUUGUGUGUCUCCAGAGUUCUCCAGCCAAUCACAGACCCUUGGUUGCAGUACUUUUGUUACACGUAGAUCUUCUGGUAGAAGUAGAACCUCAGAAGUAUGGUAUGCAUAGAGAGGAAGCUGUUGAUGCAAUUACAGAGGCUCUUGAUUGCAGCUUAACUGAUGCGAAUGUCCGAGAGAAUUGUUGCAAAGCACUUCUUAUCUUGAGAAGGUACUUCUCUUUCUCAGGGAAAUUGUUGUCGCGAAGUUGGAUCUUAAAGCCAACAGAUUUUGGUGGCAGUUGUGAAGUGAAUUCACUUGACAACGAAGAUGGUUCACUGGCUCAUGGCGCAUCUCCAUCGGAUGACGAAGACAAUUCCAUUGAAGAUUGGUUGAGGAACUUGACAGUUACACUGCUUGGUAAUGGGAAAAAGUCUUUUUUAGAAACCCUUUCAAAGUGUUUAGGAUCUGAAAACUUGGAUUUGAUGAGGGUGUGCCUAAUCACGGCGGAAUGGUUGAGCCGUGCACUUUCUUCACUAUCUGGUUCUGAGUUUCAGCUCACAGCCUUCUCAUCUCUCAUUUUUCCACUAAAAGAGAGGCUGAAGAAUGGUGAGCAGGUUGAGCAGAAGAUCCUUGCUUCAGUGUCUAUGCUCAACUUCAGCAAAAUAUCUGAAUGCAGGGUGCUUUUAAGGGAAAGCACAGAAGAUAUUGCAGUUCCUCUAGAAAACCUUGCUGAAGUAACAUGGAGUGCAAAACUGCUACAUGCCAUUAUUUCUGGAGAAAACCUUUAAUCUAGUAUGAAAGACAUGCUAGGAUUGUUCCUCUGUAAUAAUUACAAUUUUGCAGGCGUUUUACAUUUUUUUAGGCAAAGAUGGGCGUAAUAUAUUACAGCUUCAAAAAAAAAAAAAGGGUUUUCAGUAUAUAUAGAAGAAUGAAUAAGCAAGAAAACCUUAGAGCAUUUCUGCUGCUUUCCUAAGUCUUAUUUAGUCAGGAAUUUCAAGAGUACUAAAGUGAAUUACAGUGAGCUAUGUAUUGCUUGUAGCAAAAAUAUUUGUAUAUAACUUUUUUGAUCUUUUUCCUA